AUGAUCAUUAUCUGGGGGAAAGGACGGACCAAGUUCAUCGCUGUCGGAAUCGUGUCCCUCGUUCUCAUACUCCUCAUUCAUCUGCUCGACUUCGCAAACCCCUUUUCCAACCCCGGCGAGCUGUCCGCUUCGAUCGACGUAAUUACUGCGUGCGCUAUCUCUGAUUUUGAACACCCCAACGACUCUCAUUCUGUUGCCGUCCCACAAAUCCCUAACGUUGUUCAUCAAAUAUGGAAAACAAACGACCUCCGAACCUACUCUACAGAAAUGGACGCAUCGCACGACCGGUGGAAGCACGCUCUCGAGCCCCUAAACUACACAAUCAAGCUUUGGACAGACGAUGAUAUCCUCCAACUCAUCAAUGGAAGCUACGCUUGGCUUUUAUCGACGUACGAAGCCUAUCCCCAAAACGUACAACGUGCGGACAUCGCAAGGCUGCUUGUCAUCCAUGCGGAGGGAGGAAUAUACGCAGACCUCGACGUUUACCCGACCUCGGCCACCAAUAUACAAUGUCUCCAAAGUCUCAAUCUAGAGGCUAUAUUCGCCCCUAUGACGGGCACCGGAGGGCUGAGCAACCAUUUUUUUAUGGCGGCGCCCGGUUCCCCAUUCCUCCAGUGGGUGCUAUACGAGGGUAAGCGCCGCAGCGGUGCGACGUCUCGAUUCAUCCCACUGCCAUACCUACAAGUCUUCUGGUCCACAGGGCCUACGAUGGUGACGGCGGCAUUUCGAAAGUACGCAUGGCUAUACGGCAGCCUACAAGACAAUCUGGGCCUGUUGGACGAUAGAUAUUCAACGGCGGUCAUGGCAUGGAUCGGAUGGGCGGGCCCUUAA
This is a messenger RNA of Penicillium samsonianum, 831 nucleotides long. RefSeq names its product glycosyltransferase family 32 protein. The transcript is spliced from 2 exons. Bases 1 to 831 code for a protein of 276 amino acids. The record is from RefSeq and is a predicted model, not a curated record. Gene Ontology annotation, molecular function: mannosyltransferase activity. Gene Ontology annotation, biological process: mannosyl-inositol phosphorylceramide biosynthetic process. Lineage: Eukaryota; Fungi; Ascomycota; Eurotiomycetes; Eurotiales; Aspergillaceae.